UGAAGCAUGAUGAUGGAAAAACCGUGAAAUUACGAAGCGCGUUUCUUGAACAAAAAAAACGAUGUAAAACCUGCGUUUUUCCUAUUAAAAUCGCGUUAGUCCAGCUCAAAUUGAAGAGAGGAAGCCAUGUACAAUAAUAUUGGUCUUACGACUCCUCGUGGUUCGGGUACAAACGGCUACGUUACUCGAAAUUUAUCUUUCGUUGCAAACCAAAAGGAACGGGUCAGCUACAAGCCUGCCGUCGAUAUGGCGAAGUUUGAGCAGACGAUGACAAAGAAACCGAAUAAGGAAAUACUCGAGCAUGAAAGAAAGAGGCAGAUUGAAGUGGAAUGCACAAAACUACAAGAUACGCUGGAAGAACAAGGAUUCUCUCAAACUGAAAUUGAUGAUGAAGUAGCAAAGCUUAGAGAAAAAUUGAUGGAAGAAGGUGGAUUCAAUGAUGAAAAAGAUAGUGACAGAAGACCUGUUUUCACAGAGACCCACCAAAUUGCUCAAGCAAAUGAAGAAAAAAAUGCCAAAUUUAAAGAAGCAUUUGGUAUCAAAGAUGACUACAAAGGAGGCACAGCUUUCAAUCAAGAACUGCAAGCACUUGAACGAAUGAAGGAAAGAGAAGCAAAAGAGAAAGAGAAAGAAGCAAGGAAGUAUGAAUCAAGCAAAUCUAAGAAGUCAAAGAAAAGAAAGGCUGAUAAAAAUGCCUCCGACUACAGCUCAAGCAGUGGUUCUGAAAGUGAUCGAGACAAGAAGAAAAAGAAGAGAGCAAAGGAAAAACGAGCCAGAAGAGAUCGAUCUGAGAGUUCUGAGUCAGAUAGGCAAGAAUCUGUUGAACGCAGUAGGAAAAGCGAGAAGUCUCCAAGAAGUAAAAACAAGCAACGCUCUCCUUCACCUGAUCAAACAAGACCAAAAGGUAGUUAUGAGGAGGAAAGAGAUCGCGAUAAUGAGAAAGAAAGAAGCUACAGCAGAGAUGGUGAAGAUCGAAGGCUACCAGCAGAAGAGAAGGACCCUAAAGACAAAGCGAAGAAAAAACACAAAAAGAAAAAGAAGGACGAUGAUUCUGAGCCUAAAUCUGGUGGACAAGAUGCAGGGUCAGGAAAGAAGCUGAAACCCGCAGAUCAAAUAUAUCAAGCAGCUUUUGCAGAUUAUCAACGAAAACAGAGAAUGUUACAAAAACAACGAUCACCGAGCAGGUCAUCCUCUGAUUCAAGUGAGGAAGAUCAGCAAAGUCCAGCUGACGAGAAACGCCGUGCCUCGCGAUCUGCCAGCCCCCCUCGAGAACAAACUCGUGUUUCGAGGUCUCCACCAAGAAGAUCUCCUCCCCAGCGUAAAGACGACACUCCCCCUCGUUUUAGUCGCCGAUCAGACGGCGUUGAUAGAAAACGUCGGUCUAGUCCUCCACCAUCUCGCAGCCCCCCAAGGAAAGGUCGUGUCAGCCCAAGUCGGUCCCGUUCCAGGAGUCCUAUCCAGCAAAAACGUCGAUCCAAACGUUCCCCCAGUCCUCAGCGAAGCAGAAAUAGGUCGAGCCCAGGCCGACAGACCCGAUCCCCGCCUCAGAGAAAACGCGAGCCUAGCCCAAGGCGGUCACGUUCUGAUAGUCAUCCAGGUCAAAGGGUCCGUUCGAAUGCGCGUCGGUCGCGUUCUGAAAGCCCUCGAAAAGAUCCUAGUCCGUCCCGCUCCGUCAGUCCCGUUCAUCGGGGUCGGGCGUCCAAGCAUAGUCCGUCGCCGGUCACUGAAAGAGGCCGACGUUCCACGAGUCCACCACGGAGGAAAAGCCGAGAAGAUGUACGUACCGCGGCGCAAAGGCGUCGUUCCAGCCCUAGCAAGUCUCGCUCGCCUAGUCCUGCUCGAAGAAAGGCUCGUGCCAGUCCAAGCCGAUCUCGUUCAGGCAGUCCAAAGAGGCGUCCGAGUUCAGGCCGGUCCGCCAGCCCACGGCAAACGAAGCGCCGGUCCAGCCCCCGUCGGCCUAGCCCACCUCGGAGACGACGUGAACCAUCUCGGUCAGCUAGCCCUGUGCGCAGGAGAGGUCGCUCUAGUCCCCGCCCCAGUCCACCUCGCCGUCGUGCGAGACCCGGAUCGCGCCAAUCGCGAAGCCCUCCGAGAAGACGUCCGUGUAGCCCCCGAGCCAGUCCUCCUCCACGAAGAAGGCAAGAAAGUAGAUCCCCGUCGAUUAGUCCGGAUCGUCGGUCGAGGGAACGUAGAGUUAUGAGAAGUGGAGAUCGAAGAAAUGGUAGGCCUAUUGAGGGUAGAUCACGUUCCGUGAGUCCACCAAGUCAGUCCAGAGAACGUAGUAGACCUACGGUCAGUGGGGACCGCGGGAAGGGCCGUCCUAGAAGUGGAAGCCGCUCUGUUAGUCCUCCGAAGGGUCGAGCCAUCCGUCGGCCAAGCAGAAGCAAGUCUCGAUCUGUUAGUCCAGCACCUCAGUCAAAAGAGAGGCGACCUAUGGCCAGUGCAGAUCGAAGGAGAGGCCGUCGUAGAAGUGGAAGCCGCUCUGUUAGUCCAGCACCUUUGUCAAAAGAGAGGCGACCCAUGGCCAAAGCGGACCGCAGAAGCCGUCAGCACAGCGAAAGUAGGUCCCGUUCGGCCAGUCCAGUUCAAAUAAGAGAUCGUUCCCCGAGUCCGGCUCAACGAGCAAGGAAAUACCGGUCACGUUCCGUUAGUCCUGCCAGAAGAAAGGAAAGAUCGUCUCCAGGUAGAUCUAGAUCUGGAAGUCCCAGACAAGAGCCCGUCCAUGAAGUGAGGCCACCAUCUUUAGCUAAAUCUGACGAGAGAUAUAGUCCAUCCGACCUCGUAACAACACCAAUGCGAGAGGCUGAACUUGCCGAAGCAGCCGGGCAAUCUGAAGAGAAGCAUGAAGAGAGCUCUGUUACAUCAAAAUGGAAACCAUUAGCAGCAAUUCCACCACCGCCAACACCACCCAAAGCUAAGCCGUACACCUCUAAAGGCCCACACACUCCCCCAGGCUCACCUCGGAGGAGAGGACCGCACACUCCAUCGGAAUCCCCGCUUUCAAAAAAGAAGGGUCCCCAUACCCCUUCAGGCUCACCAGCAUCGCAGAAACGGAAUCGUCGAAGCACUAGCCCUCGGCACAAAACCCGAAGGUCGCCUCCAGCUGGGUCAACAAGUCCAGACAGAAGACCCCGCGGUACGAGAAAGGGUCCCCAUACCCCUUCAGAUUCCCCACAUCCCAAAAAGUCUGCAUCUAAGAAGAAAAGAUCCUCGAAUCCGAUUCCUAGCCCCUCGCCCCCAAGAAGAGAACAACCUCGCAGUCCAUCGCGUUCACCCACACCCCAAGAGCAGCCUCCAAGCCCAUCGACCUCUCCAUCAACAAGCCCAGAAAAAGAACAACCCCGAAGCCCCACACCGAGUCCACCAAGGAAACAACGGGCUCGGUCGCCCCCGCCUAAACGUCGGUCUAGCCCACCGCCUGCUAGUCCGCCCAGGCGACGUCGUAGCCCUUCCCCCAGUCCUCCGAGGAGGGCUUCACCAUCCCGUUCUCGAAGUCCCCCCAAACGAGGUCGGCGCUCACCUAGCCCGAAAAGGAGAGCUCGUCCUCAGAGCGCUGUAAAUAGACGACGCCAGAGUCCGCGAAGGUCGUCGCAAGGCUUUGGUCUGAGCCAGUCACCGCCUCGUGGCAAGUCCCCUAGACGAUCCCAAAUGGCCACUGACGAUCUUCAUUCACCCAAACAAUCCCGCGCGAACAAGCUUGGACGCAGUCCAGCCGAACACCAAAGAUCUUUGGAACAGAAAUCUUCAAAAAUGAAAGUCAAAAAGAAACCAAGUUCCACGCGAUCCUCUUCGUCUUCGUCCUCCGAGGAUAGCUCGAGUAGUUCCGACUCAAGCUCUGAUUCGAGCUCCGACUCCGAUAGUGACGAAUCGACGGAUAAGCGUCCGCCAGCGAAGAAACCGAAGAUGAAAACUUCGGAUGGAAAAGGUUCUCGUGGACAAAAGGAGAAAAGACCUGAAAUGAAACGUGUGAAUGAGGAAGGAAAAGGGAAUAGGGGCGAUUUGAAAGCAAAGAAGAGGGGUGAAAAGGAAUUGAAAAUAUCAAGAAAGGAAGUGAAAGAAAACGACAAGAAGAAGAAGAAAGAGAUAGUAACGAAAUCUAAGAGCAAGAAAACCGAGAGCUCCAAACGCGAAAAGAAACUCGCACUAUCAAAAGACAAUUCUCGGAAACGUAAAUCGAGAAAGAGUGAAAGCGAAUCCAGCAGCGAAGACAGCUCGAGUUCAUCCAGUUCAGAUGAAGAGAGCAGUUCAAGCAGCAGCAGUGAUUCGGUCGAAUGAUCUUCGCUGCAGCGUCGACGAAUCUUCGCUCAACGCCGGACAGCAAUUGUAUAGGAGACAUUCAUUGAAAAUAUCGGUUACAAAUGUGGCAUCGAAUUAUUUGGAUAAUCUGCAUAAGGUUAACUGAAGUGAUGUUUCAGGCUCCAAAGGUAGAAUAAAAAAACCUAGAGCCUGUGGAACGCAGUUUCUUACUGCAGAUAUAUAUUGAGUUCUAUAUAUGAUUACUAUCAAUCAGUUCUAUAUAUGAUUACCACCUCUCGAACGUUUUCUGUCGAUUUUUCAACAUGUCACUUCAGUUCUACCUAUAGAUCUUCGGUCAGUAGCGACGACGCAAAUUUCGAUUCCGUAGACAGUCGAACUCAUCAUUGAUGGUCGUUCUCAUCAUUUAACUCGAUCUCGGGUUGCUAGAACACCCGCCCGCACUCUUAUUAACGACAAAUAUACACAGAAAAUAAACCAAACCCUCAAAUAACCCAAAUAACUAACCAAAAGGUAUUUUCACUCGUUCAAUUCGGGAUUUUGCAAAUACGAAAAAAGAAAAAACAAAGUGGUUAGAGGCAGUAUUCGAACACAGAUCACGCACAAGAACAAACCCCUUGACCACUGGACAGCAAUGCAUCGAUAAAAAGCCCACUAGUUUAACAUUAUAUAUGUUGGUCAUUUAAAUCGGCAGCCUAGUCCCAGGCCUCAUUGUAUGAGAGGCCUAGGGACUAGGCUGUUAAAUCGGCAGUGUUCUAGCAACCUGGGAUCGAGUUAAAUGAUGAGAACGACCAUCAAUGAUGAGUUCGACUGACUACGGAAUCGAAAUUAGCAGCGACGACCAGCCCUGUCUAAUGAAUAUAGCAGCCAUUAUUUUCUAACCAGCUUAGAUAUUGUAAUGCACGGUCCUCCUGAACACUUAUAACUGCAAAGUAUAUUUACUUUAUUGAGAAAAUUUCUUUUUUCGCUUAUUCGUUGUGUUCGUUUAGUGUUAUCGUUAGUUUUAGUGUAAAAAAUACUUGAAUAUCAUGUCUUUCCACUGA
Dendronephthya gigantea is the source of this 5297-nucleotide messenger RNA. Its product is annotated as serine/arginine repetitive matrix protein 1-like. Bases 127 to 4275 code for a protein of 1382 amino acids. The record is from RefSeq and is a predicted model, not a curated record. NCBI's taxonomy places the organism in Eukaryota, Metazoa, Cnidaria, Anthozoa, Malacalcyonacea, Nephtheidae. The transcript is spliced from 13 exons.